CUCCUAGCUGUAACCAAUAGAGGUGCAGUGAGCAAGCUGGCAAAGCCAUACCCUUGGAAGGCUAAGCCACUGCCAUUUGUCUAGGUGCAUACCCUUGGAAUCUUUACCGGUCCCCGUCGGUACUCACAUCCCCUUUCUUUGGCUUUACUCAGCUGAAGGAAGCCGCUAAUAAUUGGUUAGUGUGGGUAAGACUUGGGGGCGGUUUCUUAUACGCACUGAAAACACCAAAACCUAGAGUUUUCAUUUGGAUUUCGCUUUGUAUUCCUUAGUUGCUGUGGUUAUUAUUGGUUUUUUUUUGGUUUGGGUUUUGUUUGAAUGCAAGCUUUUGUUCCAUGGAUUUGUUAUCUCAAUCGGCUGACACUUCAUCAACGCUCUCUUUAGGGUUAGUUUCAUCUUCGCCGCAAUCUCACCGUACCCAGAUCGCUGAUGACUCUAUUAGUCUCGAGGUGGACGGAAGGGACACCGCGCAACCACUGUCGCGUUUCGCUUUUCAGCUACUCGAGCCGGAGAAGAACCGGAGGUGUCUCCGAAAUGGGGAUAGAAAUGAAAGUGAGUGUUACGAUGAUGAUGAUGAUGGUGGUGGUGAAGAGAGUAAAGAAAUCGAAGAAUUUCAUUUAUUAGGGCAUACUAUGUGCCUCAAAAGGCGAAGAGACGGCUGUUCUUCUUCUGCGUCGUCAAAGCGAAUGACGCCGGAGCCCGAUCUCGAGACGAGAAAAGCGGCCGUGAAAUCAUGGGGCAAUCAACCACUCAGUGUAGCGGAUCCCGACGUGUUCGACAUGAUGGAACAUGAGAAAAAGAGGCAAUUCAUGGGAAUCGAAUUGAUAGCUUCCGAAAAUUUCGUUUGCCGGGCCGUCAUGGAAGCACUCGGAAGCCAUUUAACCAACAAAUACUCCGAAGGGAUGCCGGGAGCAAGGUACUAUGGAGGGAAUCAAUACAUCGAUGAAAUCGAAACUCUUUGCUGGAAACGUGCAUUGCAAGCUUUUGGACUAGAUUCUGAGAACUGGGGUGUGAAUGUACAGCCUUAUUCGUGUACAUCUGCGAAUUUCGCAGUCUAUACUGGGUUGCUAUUGCCCGGAGAUAGGAUCAUGGGAUUGGAUACUCCAUCAGGAGGGAAUACCAGUCAUGGGUAUUAUACCCCACAUGGUAGAAAAGUAUCUUCUGCUUCAAUUUUCUUUGAGAGUUUGCCAUAUAAAGUGAAUCCACAAACUGGGUAUAUAGAUUAUGAGAAGUUGGAAGAGAGGGCACUUGAUUUUAGGCCUAAGAUAUUGAUUUGUGGUGGUAGUUCGUAUCCGAGGGAAUGGGAUUACGGAAGGUUUCGACAGAUUGCGGAUAAGUGUGGUGCUGUUUUGCUUUGUGAUAUGGCUCAAAUCAGUGGACUUAUUGCUGCUAAGGAAUGUGCGAAUCCCUUUGGUUACUGCGACAUUGUUACCUCAACAACUCAUAAAAGCCUCCGAGGUCCCAGAGGAGGUAUAAUUUUUUACCGGAAGGGUGCAAAGCGAAAGGGAGGGAAGCUUCAAAGCCAAGGAGAUGACAAUGAGCAAUACGAUUUCGAGGAAAAGAUAAAUUUUGCUGUUUUUCCAUCUUUGCAAGGCGGACCACAUAAUAAUCAUAUUGCUGCUCUUGCUAUAGCAUUGAAGCAAGUGGCUACACCGGAGUACAAGGCCUAUAUGCAGCAAGUGAAGAGAAAUGCUCAGGCCUUAGCAUCUGCUUUGUUAAGAAGAAAAUGCAGGCUAAUUACAGGCGGCACGGACAACCAUUUGAUACUCUGGGAUCUAAGACCUUUUGGAUUGACAGGUAAAAUUUACGAGAAGGUCUGCGAGAUGUGUCAUAUUACCCUGAAUAAAAUUGCUAUUUGUGGUGAUAAUGGUGCCAUUACUCCCGGAGGUGUAAGGAUCGGUACUCCUGCUAUGACUUCAAGAGGUUGCGUUGAGUCUGAUUUUGAGACAAUUGCGGACAUUGUCCUAAGAGCUGCACAUGUCGCCAGCAUGAUUCAUGGGAAGUUACAGAAGGCCUCUGUGAAAAGUCUACAUGAUAAUAAGGAUAUUUUGGAGCUACGAACACAGGUUGAGACUUUUGCUUCUCAGUUUGCAAUGCCGGGAUUUGAAAUUUGAAUGAUUCUUGAAGGUGUACCUCACACCAUUGGUUGCAUUCUGCCAUCUAAACAAAAAUUGGAAGCCGCCCCAAAGUAGCUACUGUAACUUUAUUGGCUACAGAUUUUGCAGUCGCUGAGCUUUGUGAACCAGAACACAAACUCUGCAGAGGAAUUGUGGUUGCUCAAGGGUUAUUUUCCUGGCAACCAAAGGUUCUGUUUUCAUAAUGGUGGCAGAAUGUCUGAAAAUAUUGCAACAAUUUUGGCAGUUCUCUUUAGUGACAUUUUUCUCUUCCUUGGAACUUGUUUUAGUUGUGUUUGCAGAUUGGUGAAUUUGGAUAUUCUUAUUUAAACCCAGGAUUGAUUUGUUGACAAUGAUGAUUCAGUAAAUGUAGUGUAAGAUCGAGAAUUCGUUGUUUGA
Molecule: messenger RNA, 2510 nt
Organism: Gossypium raimondii (Peruvian cotton)
Lineage: Eukaryota; Viridiplantae; Streptophyta; Magnoliopsida; Malvales; Malvaceae
Product: serine hydroxymethyltransferase 7
Exons: 4
Coding region: 333-2111 (592 amino acids)
Biological process (GO): L-serine catabolic process; tetrahydrofolate interconversion; folic acid metabolic process
Cellular component (GO): cytoplasm
Molecular function (GO): serine binding; zinc ion binding; pyridoxal phosphate binding
Source: RefSeq, a predicted model, not a curated record